Messenger RNA from Motacilla alba alba, 3974 nucleotides. RefSeq names its product ring finger protein 186 (gene RNF186). Bases 2264 to 3181 code for a protein of 305 amino acids. Gene Ontology annotation, molecular function: ubiquitin protein ligase activity. Gene Ontology annotation, biological process: protein ubiquitination. The record is from RefSeq and is a predicted model, not a curated record. NCBI's taxonomy places the organism in Eukaryota, Metazoa, Chordata, Aves, Passeriformes, Motacillidae. The transcript has a single exon.
AUCACGGGGAUUUUUAAGUUGUAUGUCAUUUUUCUGUUCCUCUUGUCCAGAGUCAGGACAGCCUGAACCACAGCUCAGCACAGGGAGAAGCUCACGGGAGUAUCCCCAGUAUCUUCUGGGAUGUUUGGCUUGGGGCACAUGAGGAUUUUACCAGGAAUGACACAACUGCUCUUUUAUAUCUAUUUCCUGCUAUAAACAAUUCCAUAGAAAGCAUUUCACAGAAACACAUAUGCAAACACACUAAAAGCAGGAAAACAAUGUGAGGACAUAAACUGAUUACAAAUGAUUAAUGAGGCAGUAAUUAGCCAGAGGACCAUUAAUGGGCUCUGAGCAAUUCAGAUAAGCACAAGGCACAUGCCAGCCAGGGAGCAUCACUCGUGACACCAGAGACAAAGCAGAGCUGGAAUCAGGGCUUGGCUGAAAACUUUGUCAGAGGAGGACAACAAAAAACUAUUUUUCCAGCACAAUAGACAAAAGACACAGACAAGUCACCCCCACCCACUGGUAGAACACAGAGCAGAUAGACAUGGAGCAUAGAUUCAUCCCAACUAGUUCCAAACGUUUUAUGUUAAGAGUGUAGUUGUCCCUCUUGGUGUCUGUUCCAACCUCCAAUUGUCCCUCUUGGUGUCUGUUCCAACCUCCAACAUCUGCAAGGUGUUUUUAUAUUGUUCUAGUAAUUACAAAUCAGGAGAUUUUAAGACAUUUCCAUUUUGGACAUGGGAACUGACAGAGCAAAUUUGAAAUUUCUAAACUAAUGUAAUAGUAGUAAGUCUGUUUUCUACUUUCCUGAGUCUUUUUAACAGCAUGAACUUGGUUACAAAGAGUUAUAUGAAAUGCAAAAGAAAAUUUUCUUUUUAAAGAUAAAUGAGUCUCACAGUUCACCAGCCUACUUCCAGACAUUCCUGCACUUUGAUACCAGCUUCUGCAACUGAGAGAUACUCAGGCUCCUAAAAUUUGGGGUCAUCCAAAAGUCCAUCAAGCACCACCUCGUGCCACAUCAGCAGAAACACAGCAGUGCUCAGGCACUUUGACAAAGUUUGCUUACGACAAACUUUCUGUUCCUCAGCAAAUGAGAACAAGUUCUUCUCACCUCAUCCCCUUCCAGCGAGUUCAUGAGAUUAGAGCCUUCCUGAACUCCUUGCCCUCCUCAUCUGCAGUUGUUUCAUUUCUUUCUGCUGCUCCUCUCUGGGAGGGAGGCAUUGGGACUUGGGGGCACGGGCAGUGUGAGCAUUCAGGUGCACUUGAGGCUACCAGUGUGGUACUGUGUGUCUUCUGCUGCUAACAUUGACCUCAUCUGGCUUUUUGGGAUCAGUGAUCUUUCCCUUCUUUCAUUCCUUCCUUCCAUGGGACUCUUGCUAAGAAACCAUCUGUAUUUUACUGCUCAAAUAAAAAGGCUGAAAGAAAUUAGAGACUGAGGGAUUUUGUUCAGGCGUUUUUUUCAGAUGAGAUGAAUAUUCACAAAAUCACUCAAGAAGGGCACAAGUGCACGAGGUUGUUUGGUGAACACCACAGGAGAGAAGAUGGUCCCACCCUCUAGGACACUGGUCUUGCUUUUAGUUUUCUGAUCUCUUUCAUGGACUCCUGAGAGGCCCUGUGUGGGCCUCAGUCAUGCUUUAGUUUGUACUGGAAACCUUCUGAUGACUAAAACAAACAGGACAAAAGAGUUAUCCUAGGCUGAAAAAAGAGAUACCCUAGGAUAAAGGAGCUAAUAACAAUUGGACAUUCAACAGUCAAAUUAGUAAUUUCAGUGUCAUUCUUCACUUCAUGCUGUCCGGUAAGAAGUGUUUUUAAACCAAGAGCAAACUUCCUACCCAGAGAGGCCAAAACUGGUGAUAUAUGUACUUUAAUCAAAGCACUGCAUUCAGCACACCAAUGUCAGAAACAGGUAAUUCCUCCAAGCCUGUCACUAUCUAGCAGAGCACUGUUUGGAGAACGAUGAAAUUGCUUUCAUCUAAGAGACUUCUAAUUUAAUAAUAAUGGUAGUGUCUGGCUGUCAGAGUGGUCUGCUAAUGCCAUGGAGUCUGCUUCCGGACAGGUAUUGCCCACUGAUAUUAUCAGUCAUUGUAAACUGUCUUGGCUGGGAAGUCAAUCAUUAACUCUGGUCCCCAUGUCAUAAAAACAUCAUAUUGUAAGAGCACGACUGGCUUAAGGCUCUCACCAAUCAAUCAGGCAUACAGCAGGAAUACAGCAACACAUAAAAGGAGCCAGAGACUCAGGAAAUCCUUCAGCUAAGGGGAGACAAGCUGCAUUGAGGUUUAUCUCCAUGGAGAAAUCCACUGACAAGCCAAACAAGGAAAACAGAUUGUCAGCUGGAGUACUGCAGGCUGAGGCAGACAGUCCAGCGCCCGUGGCAGGAGGUGCUGCAGAAAUGAGCGGAGCAGGAUCUGUAACACAAAACUCAAAACGUGAAAAGAGAGUGGGAUUCACUGAAGAGUGUACUGAAGAAAUGGAGAAACCUUCAGGAGCAGAGAGAGACAGUCCUGCUGCCUUUAAACCAGCAGUUUUGCAACAAGACUCUCCAAACUCAAGGCCGCUUGCUGUGCUAACGGACACAAACUUUCCCGAAAUGAGCACGUUGGACCUGAACCACCAGUGCUCAGACACAGCCACCCCGGACAUGGACUGCAUGAUCUGCUUCAACAAGUACAGCAUCUACAGAGUCCCAAAGCUCCUGGACUGCCAGCACGCCUUCUGCGCCGUCUGCCUCAAGCUGAUCCUCAGGAAAGAGGAGAACAGCUGGACAAUCACCUGCCCUCUCUGCAGAAAAGCCACCUUCGUGUCAGGAGGGCUCAUCCGCACGCUCCAGAAUAAAGAAGAUAUCCUGGAGCGCUUGGAGAACCUUGAUUCAAACCCUGAGGUGUACAUCUGUGCCCUAGGGCUGGACGGCAACAGCUGGACCCAGAGCAGCCAGGACAUUUUGCACACAGAGGAAACCAGCCCAGCACACAGCAGCCUGGCUGUGCAGAGACUCCUGCUGCUCCUGCUGCUCGGGGUGAUCCUCGCCAUGCUCAUCCUCCCCUUCAUGUACUCAGGGAGGGUGAAAUGGGUAAUUUGUCUCCUGCUUACUUUGGGGUUGCUCAUGUCUAUGGUGCUUUGCUGCACUCCUAAAUUCCACUGCAGGUGCAAGAAGGACUCCCCUGCCUCCUGUGACAAGGAGAUCCAUGUUGUUACUGUUGCCUGAAACAAUUAACCUGCCGGUCCCAGAGAUCAGGGACUGGGCCAAGGUGCAUGCUGGGCACACCAGUGAGUUUUGGACUUAAAAACAAACUCUCAGAGAAUAAAUUCAACAUUUGGCUGAGCUGGCUCAAUGCCAAUGCACACUGUUGUUAAAUCUCAUUACUGCAAACAAAAUGAACUAUUUAUAUGUUGAUAUUUAUGUGGUUUUAUACUUUUUUUUUUUUUUUUUGUAAUUGUGUUGGUUUGCUUUUGCCAUUUUGUUCAUGUUUGUGUCCCCUCCUGAUCAGCCCUGCAGGAUGUUAUCUGGAACACCUGGGAGGUGAUGUCCUGCAAAACCCCGGGGGUUGCUGCUCGCACUCUGAAAACAUGGACACCUUUCCUUGGGACAGAGUGGGAAAUAAGGCUGCUAAAUCAGGGAAUGGGUGUUUGGAAGAGAGUUUUUUAAACCCAGAUUAUCACCUCAAUCCCUGGCAGGGAUGGGAAAAGGAGAUGUCAGUUGAUGUCAUUUGAAGUUACACAUAAAAUUGGAGAGAAAGAGGCAAAAUCAACACUCCAGAUCUUGGUUUGUGGCUUGCAAAGGGCAAGGCUCAAAAACCUCAUCACCCUCCAAAUUGCCCACAUUAUUUAGCACUGAAAUAGUUCCUCUCACCUUAAUUCCUUUAUCUGGCAGCCUGCAGGCCUUGUCUUCUUGCCCCCUUUACAUUGCCCUAAAGAUGCUCACAGAGGUGAACAGAAACCCACUGACUGCUGCGUCACACCACGCGUGAUAUUUUUAAAUGGAAUGUCUCCAUUAAAUU